Messenger RNA from Nilaparvata lugens (brown planthopper), 499 nucleotides. RefSeq lists its product as uncharacterized. The transcript is spliced from 2 exons. Bases 1 to 354 code for a protein of 117 amino acids. Lineage: Eukaryota; Metazoa; Arthropoda; Insecta; Hemiptera; Delphacidae. The record is from RefSeq and is a predicted model, not a curated record.
AUGAAGAGGGCAAGAAGAACAACCGAGCCAAUCUCCAAUCGGGCCAUUCCCCACACCCUGGAGGAGUUGAGGGAAGAACUGAGCCAAGUGGGUUGUGAGGGUUUACGACUCACGACUGGAAACACACAGUUUUUCCUCAACGAGCCUAUAAGGGGUGCGGACGGGGAGCCGUUGGCCGAGGGCUUCGUCAGCCACAGAAUACUGCAGCAUUUGAGGAGGCAUCCUGCGGAGGCGUCUCAUAUUCUUAUAGACGUUACAUUCAAGACUGUCCCCAGGCGACCACAGGGGGUGCAACAGUUCAUCUCUAUACAUGCUAUGUACAUGGAUAUACAGUGGGCGCCAGAAGGGCGAUGAAGAGGGCAAGAAGAACAACCGAGCCAAUCUCUAAUCGGGCCAUUCCCCGCACCCUGGAGGAGUUGAGGGAAGAACUGAGCCAAGUGGGUUGUGAGGGUUUACGACUCACGACUGGAAACACACAGUUUUUCCUCAACGAGCCUAU